This is a messenger RNA of Mustela lutreola (European mink), 6830 nucleotides long. RefSeq names its product mitogen-activated protein kinase 10 (gene MAPK10). Gene Ontology annotation, biological process: JNK cascade; protein phosphorylation. The transcript has 15 exons. The record is from RefSeq and is a predicted model, not a curated record. The coding region runs from base 707 to 2101 and encodes 464 amino acids. Gene Ontology annotation, molecular function: ATP binding; JUN kinase activity. Gene Ontology annotation, cellular component: nucleus; cytoplasm. Lineage: Eukaryota; Metazoa; Chordata; Mammalia; Carnivora; Mustelidae.
UGUGUGCUCCUUUCGGUUGCCAUAGCAACCCCAUUCCCCAAGCCCUCUGUCCGUCUCCUCUGGUAGGUUCCACAAUGGUACAGGCAGCAUCACGCUGCACAAUGGUUUCCAGGCAGUGAAAGAGGGUGAUUCAGCAAGCCACUCUUCUUCUUCUUCUUUAAAAAAAAAAAUCCUCCCCUUCUUUUUUUAUUUUUAUGGGGGUGGGUGGUGCUUGUUAUAUGCUUACCUUUUUCUUUUCUUUUUUCAUUUUUAUAAUCUUCCUUUUUUCUCCUCACCCCUCAAUUCUUCGGGGCUUGAGUGACUUUAAAAUUGGGUUUUCUUGGAAAUCACCUGUCUAUCAUUAAUUUUAAACCAUUUCCCCACCUCCAAAGAAUCUAUUCCUUAUUACAAUUUGGAAUGUGGUUAAUGAAAAACAAGUAGGGAGGAUUUCUGGGGCAAACACUGCUGGAUCAGGAUCGUAGUUCUCAAGCACGGAAUGGCUAGCGUGAGGAACACCAACAGCAGGACCAUCUCAGAUCUUCGUUAUGGCAACUCAUGCAAGAAGCUGUUGAAUUAGAACAAUUUCCUAUAGAUGAGAAACCAUACAAGCAGUGGACAGAAUGUUUAACUGCUGGUGCCACAUAGAGCAGCAUGAAGUCUCGCGGUGCAUGGGUGCGUUGUAAAACACCACAGUGCUACCACACUCCAUGAUACCAGUCCGGUAUUUAUGAGCCUCCAUUUAUUGUACUACUGCAGUGAACCAACCUUGGAUGUGAAAAUUGCCUUUUGUCAGGGAUUCGAUAAACAAGUGGAUGUGUCAUAUAUUGCCAAACAUUACAACAUGAGCAAAAGCAAAGUUGACAACCAGUUCUACAGUGUGGAAGUGGGAGACUCAACCUUCACAGUUCUCAAGCGCUACCAGAAUUUGAAGCCUAUUGGCUCUGGGGCUCAGGGAAUAGUUUGUGCUGCAUAUGAUGCUGUUCUUGACAGAAAUGUGGCCAUUAAGAAGCUCAGCAGACCUUUUCAGAACCAAACGCAUGCCAAGAGAGCUUACCGGGAGCUGGUCCUCAUGAAGUGUGUGAACCAUAAGAACAUUAUUAGUUUAUUAAAUGUCUUCACACCCCAGAAAACAUUGGAGGAGUUCCAAGAUGUUUACUUAGUCAUGGAACUGAUGGAUGCCAACUUGUGUCAGGUGAUUCAGAUGGAAUUAGACCAUGAGCGAAUGUCUUACCUGCUAUACCAAAUGUUGUGUGGCAUCAAGCACCUUCAUUCUGCUGGAAUUAUUCACAGGGAUUUAAAACCAAGUAACAUUGUAGUCAAGUCUGAUUGUACAUUGAAAAUCCUCGACUUUGGACUGGCCAGGACGGCAGGCACGAGCUUCAUGAUGACUCCUUAUGUGGUCACACGUUAUUAUAGAGCCCCCGAGGUUAUUCUGGGAAUGGGCUACAAGGAGAAUGUGGAUAUAUGGUCUGUGGGAUGCAUUAUGGGAGAAAUGGUUCGCCACAAAAUCCUCUUUCCAGGAAGGGACUAUAUUGACCAGUGGAACAAGGUAAUUGAGCAACUAGGAACACCAUGUCCUGAAUUCAUGAAGAAAUUGCAACCUACAGUAAGAAACUAUGUGGAGAAUCGGCCCAAGUAUGCAGGACUCACCUUCCCCAAGCUCUUUCCAGAUUCCCUCUUCCCAGCGGACUCUGAGCACAAUAAACUCAAAGCCAGCCAAGCCAGGGACUUACUGUCAAAGAUGCUAGUGAUCGACCCAGCAAAAAGAAUAUCGGUGGAUGACGCCUUACAGCAUCCUUACAUCAAUGUUUGGUAUGACCCUGCCGAAGUGGAGGCGCCUCCACCUCAGAUUUAUGACAAACAAUUGGAUGAAAGAGAACACACCAUUGAAGAAUGGAAAGAACUUAUCUACAAAGAAGUAAUGAAUUCAGAAGAAAAGACUAAAAACGGUGUUGUAAAAGGACAACCGUCUCCUUCAGGUGCAGCAGUGAACAGCAGUGAGAGUCUCCCUCCAUCUUCGUCCGUCAAUGACAUCUCCUCCAUGUCCACCGACCAGACCCUGGCAUCUGACACUGACAGCAGCCUGGAAGCUUCAGCAGGACCCCUGGGUUGUUGCAGGUGACUAGCCGCCUGCCUGCGAAACCCAGCGUUCUUCAGGAGAUGAUGUGAUGGAACACACACACGCGCGCGCGCGCACACACACACAGACACGCACGCACACCCGCAAACGCAGACACACAACUCUAAGAAAAUAGCAAGGGAGAGAAUCCGAGCCUAAAAUUGAUACCAAUCUUUCAGCCUGCUUCUUCUCCGGAGUUCUGUAUUGCAGCUAAGCUAAAUGUCUAUUUAACUUCUAGUUGCUCUUGCUUUGGUCUUCCUCCAAUGAUGCUUACUACAGAAAGCAACUCAAACACAAUUAGAAAAGCCUUUUCCAUAAAGUGUAAUUUUAAUGGCUGCAAAACCAGCAACCUGUAACUGCCCUUUCAAAUGGCAUGACAAGGUGUGCAGUGGCCCCAUCCAGCAUGUGUGUGUCUCUAUCUUGCAUCUACCUGCUCCUUUUGGCCUAGUCAGAUGGAUGUAGAUACAGAUCCGCAUGUGUCUGUAUUCAUACAGCACUACUCACUUAGAGACGCUACUGUCAGUGUCCUCAGGGCUCUACCAAGAUGUCAUGCACUGGGGUACCACAUGGUCCAUUUCAUGUGAUUUAUUACUCUGCCAUAAACCCAUCUGUAAUAUAUUGCCAGUAUAUAAGCUAUUUAGUUUGUUAAUUGAUUAAGCUGUAUGUCUUAUAAGAAAAAUGUAAAGGGGGAAAAUAUGGGGGGAGUGAGCUCUCUUGGACUCUUGAAGAUGUAGCUUCCAAAUUUGAACUGAUUAAAUGGCACCUGUAUACCAAUUUGUAGAAAGAACAUAUGUGAUGCUUAUGUACAGUGUGGGGGCGGGAGGGAAUGACAGUUUCCAGGUACUGAACGGUUUGGCCUUUAGAAGGAAGGUGGGAAGAAAAGCUGACAGUCUUUUCUCUGACAGCGAGCAGGUAGGAGAGACUCGAUGAUAGCACUGUGGUGAGGAAGACCUCGAGGAGAUUAUUACCCAGACACUAGGAGACACCGACAUCCAUGUUUUAGACAGUAGACCCAAUUUGUCAUCUACAGUUUAUGUGUCACAACUGGAAAGGGCAUGGCAGGUGGAGAGGCAGGGUUACAGAGUCCAUAUCUAAUGGUAAAAAAAUCCCUCCCUGGAACAGAGUGGAGUUGCCUUUGGAUGAUGUCCUUAACAGGAAAUGAACCUGACUAUUUUCCGACUGUGGGUUGUGUUUUCCAUAAGUGUGCUACUUCCCAGGUUUAUACCCUACACGGUUUUAAGAAAUGUUAGUUUCCUCUUCUGGAAUAAAAAAAAAAAAAUAUAUAUAUAUAUAUACAUAUAUAUUAAUUUCUUAAGAACAAACAAACCCAAAACAAAGGGGGUGAUCCUCAGGUCAGCAUUGGAAAACAUUUCCACAGACAUUACUAUUCCUCAGGGGUUUCCCUGACUCCUUACUAUGGCUGAUGUUUCAUGUUUAUUUAUUUUCAUAAAUUCAGACAAUUCAAGAAGGGCUGAUCAUCUGAGUUUUGUACUGCAGUUGAUGUGACAGCAAUAACUCUCCCCAUAAGUUACUGCUGCUAAAUAGCUUUAGCAAUAUGAGUCUGUCUCAAAAGCCAUGAAGCAUUUGUGUCAAUGUUUUAGCGGAAUCACCUGAAUUUAGUUCAAAUCAAAUGAAAGUGCUCUCCUGAGCACUUGAGAAGGCACUGUGAAACAUCUUGGUUAUAUACAAGGCAAUCCCAGGGAGACUUCUCAGCAAUAAUGGGGGCCGGGGGGAGGCUUCCCUUAUUCACUUCGGUGAAGUGCCCAUCACAGCUCUUUGCACUCUGACCAUUUUGGUGCUUGCCGACGUGGUGGUGGCACUUCACCUGAAGAAGACGUGAAAGGCAUGAAACGGAAGGUUGGUGAGAGAGCUAUGACUGGCGAAUGGAAUCCCUUCAAAAAUAGGGCAAACAAGAAUGCUGUGCUCUGAAAACUGCCUUAAAUACAACAACAGGGAAGCUUUGUCUCUUUCAAGCAAUAGAGCCAACCCCCACCAUCACCAUGUGAGCAACGCUGCUGUUUAUGAGAUUGCUUCACAGUAGGAUGCGUGACAAGAGGUCAUUUGUUUAAAAUGGGGAGAAAAAAACCACAUUAGCUUGUGCAGCUUGUCCCCUGGAAUGAAAGUGGCCCAGCUUCUUUCUCUUGCUGCCAAUCUUUCGGGUUAAUAUUGCAGAUGACCUGAUUUUUAAAGUACCUCUGCAUUCACAUGGACUCUCUCUCUCUCUCUCUCCUCUGUCACACUUCCCGUCCUCCACUUCUUAAAAGUUCUCGGAUUCCCUCAUGCUUUACCUCCUUUCUCUGUAUUUUUCUCUUGCUAUGACUGUGUCCUCUCUAUGCCUGACUUUCUAGCACAUGGGAUUAAGUGCAGGGAACAGGCAACUGUUUGAAAGAAAGUAAGUCGCAAAGGUAAUUUCAUCAGCCACAAAAUGAUAUUAAAAGCCAGAAGGAACCCUCCAGCCAGCAUCUUAGAAGUGCUUGACAGCUAGACUAUCUUUCAUGAGUGCAGAAGUGGUGAUUUCUUUUCACUCAGAUUAAGCCAAACAUGAACCAGGCAAUGCUCCUCUGCUAUGCCCACCUUCCCUAAAUUCUGCUAGUCUCUCCUCUGAUCUCUCCUGCUGUAUGGCCCUUGGGUGCCAGUUACCUUUAGCCACAUCACCCUUACAGCCAAGAAAAAAUGGAAUAAAUCCUUCAGAUUGAAAUCUCAUGUACAAAGGAAGAGUUUGGCUUCUUGCCUACUUAUAGGAUUAAUGGUACUAGGUUAUUAAAGCAAAUAGGUUAUUAGACAAACAGAGAGGAUCAUCAUUUCAAAAGCUCACCAGCCCUUCACCAUCUUGGGUCCACUUUAUUAUAAUAUAGAUUUUCAGGAGGUGAUUCUGUUAUUAUCAAAUUCUCAGAAUGUAUUAGGUUCUACAGUGAGCCUUUUCUUUAAAAAAUAAGUAUUUCCUAUAGGGUCACCUGUUAAUUCCAAAGGACUUUCUUGCUUUUCAGACUUGGAAGUGUCAAGUCGCCUGGAACUAUAUUCCUGGGAGAAGGAAGGUCCUGCCUGUGGUUGGGGUUCAUUUGGGAAUGUGAGGUUGACAGUCUGAGAGGCCUAACCUUGGCUCCCUUCUAUAGGGCUGAUGGUUUCGCAGUGAUCCUUAAUGAUAGGUUCUGUAGUAUUUUGUAGGAGAGAUGAUUGUGUGCCCAUAUGCAUGAAGGAAUUAAAUUGUUGGGAGAGCUUAGCAAAACCACCACCACUUUGAUGUGUCGAUUUGUUUUUUGGUCAGUGUGUUCAUUUUUAAAAAGAGAUGCAUUGGCCUUAUGACCAAAUUUCUUCGUGUGGAAUAAGAACUGCUACUAAUCUUGCAUCUUCAAGAAUCUGAUGACUGAGCUUUGUAGGAAUGUAUACUUGAGGUGGACCCAGGCCUGGCUGAUUCCCUCCAACGGGAGAAAGCUAUUUAAUUGAAGGCCAAGGCAACAAUUUUUGUUCAAUCUGCUACCAUGAUAAGAAAAUAUUACUUAAGGAUACUGAUAGUAGCUGACUGGUAGAUCAAGAAAUAGGCCUUGACAAAGGGAAUCAGUGGAAGAGAUGAGAUGAGACUCCAUCAGUCCUUUUAUGACCUGCCAGGGGAAAAAUGAGCAAAACUGACUUUACAUUUUAAAUAGUCGUCGCAAAGUCUAAGUUCUACAAAAUCUACUUCUUUUAAUUAUCUUUAACAAAUGACAAUUGAAAUCCUAAAAACAUUAUGCUCCAUAAAGAAUGUUGUCAGCCUGCUUUGCUGAAGAAUUUAUCUUCUACAGCUCAGAGAAAGGAGUGAUACUGUCCCAGCAAUCUUUGAUCCCAUUCACUUUGGGUCUGAAGAGGGACCCCACUCCCUACCCACAAGCUCCCCCCAACAUUUUAAUUGUGAGUCCUACAUUUUCUACAGAUGAAAUUAAACCAAGCAGGGAUACUGCUUUCUGUAAAAACAAACAAACAAGUUGCAAUGUAAAUAAUUAUAUUAGUCAUUUUUCAUGUGACUAAAAUAUAAGAUUUUGUUACUUGUUUUGGCACUUAGACAGUUCUUUGUCUGAAAUGGUUCACUCUGACCCAUUUCCUUGGUCGGUCAAGUUGAAAUGGAAGGCCUCUGUUUGUAUGUGGACUCCUGUGUAUCUAACUUAUGAUUAUGUGGGACCAAUGGCCAGUAUAUUCUAAUGAACACAAAUCUCCCAACCCUUGUCUAGCAUUAAACUGUUCACCUUGCCAUGUUUAUCUUGCAACAAGACCUAACUUGCACAUGCCUGUUAUUCUGCAUGAUUGGACUCAAAGACUAUUACCAAUGAUAAGAAUUGUCCUGUGUCAGUGUUUAUAAAAUGGACUUAAAGCACACCCACAUUCAUAUACACCUCACCCUUAUAGUUCUAAGUCAACCCUGGAAGGCAAAACCAUGCAUGUCCAGUUUCCUUGCAAGGUCUGAGUGGUGAGAAGUGAAAGUCAGCCUGAUGGAUCAAAUGCAAUCUCAGUGAUGUUUAAUAAGGCUUUGAAAUUAUUUAAAUCAUAUCUGUGUUCCUUCGCAUUCUCUUUUUCCUUUCUGUUUUUUCCCUUUAUUUUCAAAAUGUCGGUGGAACAAGAGGGUGAGUGGGGGAGACCUUUGGAUUUUUUGGACUCUUUGUAGGUGGAUGCUGACUCAAUACAUUGUGAUUUCUGUUUCUUAUGAAUUAUUAAAAACCAGAGCGAAUCUGCUUCCCUCAACAUAAAACCAAAUGCAAAUCCA